AUGAUAUCACCAAAUCAAUUGACACCUCAAAGGGUAAAUGGCAGUAAAAAUAAGGGCAUGAUGAAUACUAAUAUGAUGAUGUCCCCCCUAAAUCAAUCACAACCAACCCAACAAUCACAGUCAUUAACACCCCAACCCCCUCAACAGCAAUCACAACAAUCACAACAAUCACAGCAACCACAACCACAACCACAACAGUUUAUGUUAUCAGAAGGUGCAGAUGAGGCAUCAUCAAAUGUACAUGCUGUUCCAUUAUCUAAUUCAAGUUCACCAGCCGUACCAGGUCAAGGCUUUUCCUCAUUUAAAUUAUCAUCAGCAAACUCACCAAUUAUUAGUAAUUCUGAUAGACAAGUACCAACCCCACAAAAGAAAUUUAAAAGAGCAAAUGAAUUUGAUCACGAUUCUCACAGUGAUAAUACAACAUCAAAUCAUGGUAAUAGUAAUUUAACCCCAAAUAUUACAUCAUUAUCAAUUCAAUCUUCUCAAUCACCAAGAAAGGGUCCAAUAAAUGGAAAUGCUUCACCAAAAAAUAAAAUAAAAAUCAAUAUUGCUGGUACUAGACCUUCAAAUGAUGAUCAGAGACAAUCAAAUAAUAAUUCACCAGUUCAAGGACAACCAAAUAAUAAUGGUAAUAACAAAGAAAAUGAUAAACAGUUAUCAAAUCAACAACAACAAUCAACACAACAAAAUAAAUCAAUGGUCCCUCAUGACGAUCAAAGAAGACAUUCAUAUAAUGCUUUUGAACAACAACAACACCAAAUGCAAUCACAAAUUGAUGAUCAAAGAAGAUCUCAUUCCUAUUCACCAUAUUUGGUUCAAUCUAAUCAAAAUAAUAAUUCAAUAGGGCAAUCAAAUAAUACAACUGCUAGCCCAAGCUCCAAUAAUAAUAGUAACAACAGUAAUAAUAGUAAUAGCUCACCAAUUGUAAAUAAUAACCCAUCACCAUCAUCAACACCACAAUUAAACGAAGAAAAUAAUAACGCUAUAAGAUCUAACGGCACUAUACCAUUUGCAAACUAUGAUAUGAGUGCAAUUUUAAACAUGCAAAGUGAACAAAGAAGACACUCUUAUUCACCAUAUGGCCCUAUGGACCCAGCUAUAAUGGGAAUGCAGCAAAACAUGAACGAUCAAAGAAGAGUAUCAUAUACACAAUAUGAAAAUGUACAACAUAAUAUGAUGCAUCAGCAUUAUAUUCAACACCAAAUGAUGCAACAGAAUCAAAUGAUGCAUCAUCUUCAACACCAACAACAGUUACAAUUACAACAACAAUUACAACAACAACAACAACACCAACAACACCAACAACCACAACUACCACAACAACUUUCACCAAAAAAUACAAAUAAUAAUAAUAACAAUAACAACAAUAAUAGCAACAACAAUUUAAAUAAACCACAAUCACCAACCACUAAAGAGCAAAACUCAUCCCCAGUACAGGUACCAUUUAUUGAUCAAGCAGCUAAUCAAAUGAAUGAUUUUUCAGAAUCACAAAAAAUAAAUGAAAAUAAUAGUUCGAAUCCAAAUAAUACAAAUAAUAAUAAUAACAAUACUAAUAAUAAUUUAAAUAAAAAACCUGAAGGCGAAGUUAAUAAUAGCAAUAAUAUAAACAAUAGUGUAGAUAAAAUACAACAGGUUCAUUUACCACCACCCCCACCUCCAUCACAACAACAAGCACCACCAUCAUCCCAAGCACCAAACCCAAAUACCCAAUAUUUAACACCAUUAUUAGCAGCAGGUGGUGGUAGUGGAGGUUAUAGCAAUAAUCCAAUGCCUAGUACAAAUGAGGAUGAUCAUUGGAUUUUAUCAUUUUUGGACAUUGAUAGCGAACAACAACAAAAUCAACAAAAUCAACAAAAUCAACAAAGCCAACAAAACCAACAAAAUCAACAACCACAAAAUAUACAACAACAACAACAACAGCAACAACAACAACAAAAUAUACAAACACAAUUACCACAACAAAUCCAACAACAUAAUUAAAUAAUAAUAGUUUUAUAGUUAAUAAAAUAAUAAAUAGUUUUUUUUUUUUUUUCCCUUUUUUCAAAUCAUAAAAAAAAAAAAAAAAAAAGAAUACUGUAAAAUUUUUUUUUUAAAACC
Dictyostelium purpureum is the source of this 2097-nucleotide messenger RNA. RefSeq lists its product as uncharacterized. Bases 1 to 1980 code for a protein of 659 amino acids. Lineage: Eukaryota; Evosea; Eumycetozoa; Dictyosteliales; Dictyosteliaceae. The record is from RefSeq and is a predicted model, not a curated record. The transcript is spliced from 2 exons.